Messenger RNA from Brassica oleracea var. oleracea, 1445 nucleotides. RefSeq names its product DEAD-box ATP-dependent RNA helicase 56-like. Gene Ontology annotation, molecular function: RNA helicase activity; ATP binding; RNA binding. The record is from RefSeq and is a predicted model, not a curated record. NCBI's taxonomy places the organism in Eukaryota, Viridiplantae, Streptophyta, Magnoliopsida, Brassicales, Brassicaceae. The transcript has 9 exons. The coding region runs from base 156 to 1190 and encodes 344 amino acids.
AUCUAUUGAUUUGGAGUGAGCUUAGGAUUUCGUAAAGCUACCAAUAAAGCUAUAUGGAGGUUAUAUUCUAUUUCUAAACGGCUCCUUCCUUGGCUGCAAUUUUCUUUGCUUCUCCACCAGUGCAACAUGAAUGUAUCCCUCAAGCUAUCUUGGGCAUGGAUGUUAUCUGCCAAGCAAAAUCUGGUAUGGGGAAGACUGCUGUCUUUGUGCUUUCGACUCUUCAACAGAUUGAGCCGUCUCCUGGCCAGGUGUCUGCACUUAUCUUGUGUCAUACAAGGGAGUUAGCUUACCAGAUCUGCAAUGAAUUUGUGCGAUUCAGUACGUAUCUGCCCGAUACAAAGGUUUCAGUGUUCUAUGGAGGAGUCAACAAUAAAAUUCACAAAGAAUUGCUGAAGAAUGAAUGCCCUCACAUUGUUGUUGGAACACCUGGUCGGGUCCUUGGACUCGCCAGGGACAAAGAUCUCUCUUUGAAGAAUGUGAGGCAUUUUAUUCUUGACGAGUGUGAUAAAAUGCUCGAGUCUCUCGACAUGCGGAGGGACGUGCAGGAGAUUUUCAAGAUGACACCUCACGACAAACAAGUCAUGAUGUUCUCAGCAACGCUCAGCAAAGAGAUACGCCCAGUCUGCAAGAAAUUUAUGCAAGAUCCAAUGGAAAUAUAUGUUGAUGAUGAAGCCAAACUGACUCUUCAUGGGCUUGUCCAGCACUACAUCAAACUGAGCGAGAUGGAGAAGAACCGCAAGUUGAAUGAUCUUCUUGACGCAUUGGACUUCAAUCAAGUUGUCAUAUUUGUGAAGAGCGUUAGCAGAGCUGGGGAGCUGAACAAGUUGCUUAUUGAAUGCAAUUUCCCCUCAAUAUGCAUUCACUCUGGCAUGUCCCAGGAAGAGAGGCUGACUCACUACAAAAGUUUCAAGGAAGGACACAAGAGAAUUCUGGUGGCUACGGACUUGGUAGGGAGAGGCAUUGACAUUGAGCGUGUUAACAUUGUUAUCAACUACGACAUGCCAGAUUCUGCUGAUACAUAUCUCCACAGGGUCGGUAGAGCUGGUAGGUUUGGAACAAAGGGUCUUGCGAUCACAUUUGUGGCAUCAGCUUCAGAUUCUGAAGUUCUUAAUCAGGUGCAAGCCAGGUUUGAGGUUGAUAUAAAGGAACUUCCUGAGCAGAUUGAUACUUCCACAUACAUGCCCUCUUAAAGUAGAAUCGUCUCUCAGCAAGAACUUCAGGUUACAACAGGCGUCAGAGAGCUUUGCAACUAUCGUCAAACAUCAUCCCCUCUAAAUUUCUAUCUUUGUUGUUUUCUUUCUGGACAAAUUUUCAUUUAGACCGUUUGUACCUCUUCGGUAAAAGAGAUCGAGUUGCUCGCCAAAGCGCAAUGUUAGAUUAUGUCGUGUUUGUACAAUAUUUACUAUAUUCGAGUAUUUCAGGAUUAUAUUGUCUUUGAACCAAGA